Molecule: messenger RNA, 789 nt
Organism: Pyricularia pennisetigena
Lineage: Eukaryota; Fungi; Ascomycota; Sordariomycetes; Magnaporthales; Pyriculariaceae
Exons: 4
Coding region: 1-789 (262 amino acids)
Molecular function (GO): oxidoreductase activity
Source: RefSeq, a predicted model, not a curated record
AUGGAUAUUACCAAACUCUUUGAUGUCAAGGGGAAAGUCGUGCUCGUCACCGGGGGUGCCAAAGGCAUCGGAAGGAUGAUCUCAGAAGGCUACGUUGCCAACGGCGCCAAGGUCUACAUCUCGUCCAGGGACGCGGCCUCGUGCGAAAAGGUUGCUGCAGAGCUCACGGCCAAGGGGCCCGGGUCCGCCGUGGCGCUGCCCGCCAACCUGCAGUCCCUCGACGAGUGCACCAAGCUGGCGUCUGACCUGGCGGCACGCGAGCCUCGGCUCCACGUCCUCGUCAACAACUCCGGGGCCACCUGGGGCGCAUCCCUCGAGGACCACCCGGACCACGCAUGGACCAAGCUCCUGACGUUGAACCUGCAGCGCGUCUUCACGCUCACGCAGAAGCUGCUGCCGCUGCUGGAGAAGGCGGCCACCCCGGCGGAUCCGGCGCGCGUCAUCAACAUCGGGUCCAUCGACGCCCUGCGCGUGCCCGUGCUGGCCAACUUUGCCUACGCUGCCAGCAAGGCCGGUCUGCACCACCUGAGCCGCACGCUGGCCCUCGAGCUGGGCAAGAGGCACAUCACCAGCAAUACGCUCGCCUGCGGGCCGUUCCCCAGCAAGAUGAUGGCGGCGACGCUGGAUGCGGCCGGAGAUGCCAUCAAGGAGGCUUCGCCUCUGGGCAGGAUCGGGCAGCCCGAGGACGUUGCCGGUGCAUGUCUUUGGCUGUCGAGCCAAGCUGGAGCAUUUGUCAAUGGAGCCACAAUCCCGCUCGAUGGAGGGAUUUCUUUGGUAUCCAAAAUAUGA